AUGUUGGACAAAGCAUUUUUUGGGCGGGUGAAAAAGUUCAAGUUCAAAGGAUCUCUUAAGAGGGCUGCCAAAAUGGGCCAACUGCUGGUCCGAGAUGGACGACAGAGUCUCGCUCGCGACGUUAAUGGCUUGGCAUCUGAUCUUGGCCAUGUGUCGUCUGAGAAUAUGAGGGAGAUAUCUAAGCUUGCGGCGAAGGAGAAGGAAAUGCUGGUUGGAAGGAGCGCUACUGCCACUGCUGUGGAGGUCGCAGUGAAGAGUCAGUUGAACGGCUUGAAAAGCGCACAAACCGAGCUGAAUCGCGCAGCACAAGCAGCUGAUCGAGUACUUACGGACGGGUUGGGAAAGGAGGUCAAUGAUGUGAUGAGGGAGACGAAGAGAUUCCAGGCGACCACUGGAGGUGUUCAAAAGGAUGCUGAUGUCGAGACUGCGCAUAUUAGAGAAGAUGCUCAGAAAGCGAUGCGGUCAGCUGAGGAGCUAGAUGGUCAAAAAUUAGAGCGCGGCAAGCAGAUGGCGAAGGCGGCGAGCUCGCUGCAGGAUGGUGGUAAGAAGGACUUGUUGGACGAGGUUGGGCGGAAAGCUAACGCUGCAGAACAAAGUAUUGCAUCUAUGGGGGCUCGGGUGGGUGCUGCUACGAAUCGGAUUAAGGGAAGUGUUUCCACGAUGCCUUUGAUCGAUGACUCGAAAGAAAAGAUAGAGAUCGAACUGAAGCAGGAUGAGGCCCGGGUGAAUGACGAAAUAACAGGAGCUGUGAAGAAAGGUGUCGAUUUUGUACGCAAUCGACAAGCCAGGGAAAGGGUGGAGCGAGCUAAAAAUAUGAGCAGGCUUGAGGCUGCGAUCAGCGGCGGGUCGAAUAGAUUUGCUGAGGAUAAGGCUUUCUUGAGUCAUUUGGACGAGGCGCACAUGAAUGCGCGGCAUGGUCUCGAUGAUCGAGUCGCUGGUAGCCGCAGAAUUGUUCGACGAAUCGAAAGUGCCAUCGGACCUAAUAUGCUUGCCUUGGGUUCAUCACAAGAUAAGGCAAGAGUGGAUGCUCGUAGGGAAGUGGAUGAAGACCUCCAACGACAGAGUGGGGAUGGGGAGCGAAAAAUAAAGGGCGAUGCCAAGAGUAGCAUCGAUGAGCUGAAGGCAUCUACGGGAGGCCUCAUGAACGAGAUGCAUGAGCAGAGAACGGAAGGGUUGGUUUUGGAUAAGGAAGUCUCUCAGAUUCUUGAGGAUACCGAUCGGACAAAGGUUGAAGGGUUCAAGCACGCAACUGAGUUGAAAUCACACCUCCGCAAUCUGCUGAGUCGAAGAGACGUUAAUGAGAGAGCGAUGAUAUUUGGACUUCGAGCGAGCCGGAGGAGGCUCACCGAGUCAACGAGAAGGAGCGCAGCAGCUCAAGUAUCCGACGCGGUGGCAGAGGUGUCACGGUCUUUGGGCACUCUCAUAACCGAGGCUGAAAAUAGGGUUGGCGAGAUAACUGAUGAGAAUAAUUCGGAGGAGGAGCGUCGGAAAGGCAUUGAGGGCUCUGUUGCUGCUUCCCAUAAAAUGCUGGUAUCAAUGGACAGCUCUGUGAAACGUACAGUAGCGCAAGCUCGAACUGACCUCAAGGCUCUUAACGACUCGGUGCGAUUCAAGGCUGAUGAUGAGCUUAUUAGGUCUCAGCAUAGGGAUGCCUUCGAAGGGAUGACAGAAAGCCAAAACCGGCUCGAGAAGGAUAUUGCGGAAACCAACGGCAGGGUUGAUGAGCAGCAUAGAGCAUUGAAGAGGCUGGCUGAUCUUCUCAAAGCUGCGAUGAUGACGAUGGUGAGGCAUGUCAGUGGCAUCGUGGAAAAGGCCUCUGAGGAUGAUCAUUCGAGACUUUCUGAAAAGGUUGCUGCCCCCAAGAAUACAUCGGCUGAGUUGCAUCAUUCAGAAGACUCUGUGGUCGCCAGUUUAAAGCAGUCACAGGAGGAACGGAACGACAGCUACGGUCGACUGCGGAAGGCUCUGGAGGAAGUCCAGCUCGGUUACAACAAUACCAAGAAGUGGAAUGAAAGAGCGCUGGCGGAUCAGCGACACAGAGUGGAGAAGCUCGCUGUUGAAGGGAGUCUGGAGGCCGAACGACUAUCUGCCCAGCUCAAAGGAAGGAAGGAUACUGUCGAGUCGAUAAAUGCCUCGGAAGAGGGAAAAACCGACGUUUCGGCAGAGACUAUGGGAAAAGAAACCGCGAGUAGCGCGGCGAAGAUUGAUGGUGAAAUCGAGAAGUUAAUGACAAGAUUGACGGCUCAUGUUUCGGAGCUCGGAGGCCUAUUGAAGAGUGCUGCGGCGGCGAUCUCGACGUCCAAUGAACAGGCCUCGUCCUUGAAUGCGGGAGUAAAUAGAGAAGUGGAAGAAGCGAUGUUAACUUUGAAUUCGACAUGGACCCAGAUGCUUGAGAGUGCGCGACGCAACAGAAGAGACAUGAAUCAUCUUAUUGACGGCAUCCGGGACACUCUCUUUGCUUUUGAUUUCCCAAUCAGCGGAAGCCUCAACGAGGAGACUACUGCUACUAUAGAAGAGCUCAACAGAUUCAUACACGCUAAUCUUAGUGCCGCCCUAGACAACACUGGACUGGAUAAUUCUCUCUUCGAUGAAGCAGUGGAGGAAGUCGAACGGGAGAGCAGGAAACAAGAAGCAAACUUUAGACCGGUACAAGACCAGAUGAAAGGAAGUAUCGUCGAGUUCGAUCAGCAGCUGGACAUCGCAGCUCGAAGCCUCUCUACCACUCGUCAGCAACUUCUCGAUGAGAUUGAUAGCACUGAGGGGGAACUCACGGCUGUACAAGCUUCUCUGAACCACGAGCUCGAACGGUGA
Messenger RNA from Perkinsus marinus ATCC 50983, 2811 nucleotides. Its product is annotated as coiled coil protein, putative. Lineage: Eukaryota; Perkinsozoa; Perkinsida; Perkinsidae. The record is from RefSeq and is a predicted model, not a curated record. The coding region runs from base 1 to 2811 and encodes 936 amino acids. The transcript is spliced from 28 exons.